Messenger RNA from Aaosphaeria arxii CBS 175.79, 1795 nucleotides. Its product is annotated as SecY protein. Gene Ontology annotation, molecular function: transmembrane protein transporter activity; signal sequence receptor activity; ribosome binding. NCBI's taxonomy places the organism in Eukaryota, Fungi, Ascomycota, Dothideomycetes, Pleosporales. Bases 100 to 1530 code for a protein of 476 amino acids. The record is from RefSeq and is a predicted model, not a curated record. Gene Ontology annotation, cellular component: membrane; Sec61 translocon complex. The transcript is spliced from 3 exons. Gene Ontology annotation, biological process: SRP-dependent cotranslational protein targeting to membrane, translocation; post-translational protein targeting to membrane, translocation.
CUUACCCCCUCUCCAUCCUCAUCUCCAGCUUCUAAAUACUCUUCUUCUUCCAAUUCCUUCGUCUCUUUUGUCUUCUUCUCUGGUCCAUAAUCCGCAAUCAUGAGCGGCUUACGGUUUCUCGACCUCGUCAAGCCUUUCGUGCCUCUCGUCCCCGAGAUUCAGCUUCCCGAAAGCAAGGUUCCCUUCAACAACCGCCUAGUAUGGACGGGUUUGACGCUCCUGGUCUUCUUGGUGAUGAGCCAGAUGCCGCUUUACGGAAUCGUGUCCUCGGACUCCUCAGAUCCGCUAUACUGGCUGCGUAUGAUGAUGGCCAGUAACAGAGGUACACUGAUGGAAUUGGGUAUUACGCCAAUUAUCUCCUCCGGCAUGGUCUUCCAGCUUCUUGCUGGAACCCAUUUGAUCGAUGUCAACUUGGACCUCAAGUCCGAUCGCGAGCUCUACCAGACCGCGCAGAAGCUCCUUGCUAUCCUCCUGUCCUUCGGCCAGGCCGUCGUCUACGUUCUCUCCGGUCUCUACGGCCAGCCCUCUGACUUGGGUGCCGGUAUCUGCGUUCUCCUCGUCCUCCAGCUCAUGAUUGCCGGUUUGAUCGUCAUUCUCCUUGACGAGCUCCUCCAGAAGGGCUAUGGUCUCGGCUCUGGUAUCUCUCUCUUCAUCGCCACCAACAUUUGCGAGUCAAUUGUCUGGAAGGCUUUCUCCCCCACUACCAUUAACACUGGCCGUGGACCUGAGUUCGAGGGUGCCAUCAUUGCUCUUGUCCACCUCCUUUUCACCUGGCCCGACAAGACCGUUGCGCUCCGUGAGGCUUUCUACCGCCAGAACCUCCCCAACGUCAUGAACUUGUUGGCCACUCUCGUCGUCUUCGGUGCCGUCAUCUACCUCCAGGGUUUCCGUGUCGAGAUCCCCGUCAAGUCUGCCCGCCAGCGUGGUGUCCGCGGCUCUUACCCCGUCCGCCUCUUCUACACCUCCAACAUGCCCAUCAUGCUGCAGUCCGCUCUUUCCUCCAACGUCUUCUUGAUCAGCCAGAUGCUCUACUCUCGCUUUUCUGACAACCUCCUCGUCCGCCUUAUCGGUGUCUGGGAGCCCCGUGAGGGAUCUGCCCAGCUCUCUGCUGUCUCCGGUAUCGCCUACUACAUGUCUCCUCCUUUGAGCAUCACCGAGGCUCUCGCCGACCCCCUCAAGACUGCCGUCUUCAUCGUCUACAUGCUUGUUGCCUGCGCCGUCUUCUCCAAGACCUGGAUCGAGGUCUCUGGCUCUUCCCCCCGUGACGUUGCCAAGCAGCUCAAGGAGCAGGGUCUCGUUAUGGCUGGUCACCGUGAGGAGUCUAUGUACAAGGAACUCAAGCGUGUCAUCCCCACCGCCGCCGCUUUCGGUGGUGCUUGCAUUGGUGCUUUGUCUGUUGGUAGCGAUCUCCUCGGCGCCCUCGGCAGCGGAACUGGUAUCCUCCUCGCCGUCACCAUCAUCUACGGUUACUUCGAGAUUGCCGCCAAGGAGGGCGACAUGUCCGGCCUCAAGGGCAUGGUCAUGGGUUAGACUUCGAACCCUUUUUCUUUCUCAUGAAAAUGAAAUCAAGAAGAUAAUGAGGGCCUGGUAGUAAUUUUGUCUGGCAUCAUUCGUCUUCUCUCAUACUUGGAGACAUCUGUUAUGGGGGAGGGCAGUAUGCAAUAAAAAGUAUUUCCACGCAAAGGCCGCGGGACGUGUGUAGGAUGCGGAAGUAGGGGUCCCACCAAAGCAUCGUUUUUGUAUACUAUGGGUUUUCGCUGUUGAACAAAAUAAAUAAAAAGCAGUCUUACUUGAC